AGCCAUAGCAUCCUCCAGCAGGUUUCCUGAAUCCCUCUACAAUGGAUAACGGUGCCUUUGAGAUGCAAGAAGACGGAGUUGCUAAUAUUUCUUCCAACAAACGUCAACCUUAUGAAAACCACAUCGAAAGUAGACAGGAGAAGAAACGGCCCAUGUCUUUGAUGAAAAUCUUUCUCGUCUGCUUCCUGGCAUGCCUAAUAACCACGGCAAUCGGGGUUCUGAUAUUAUCUCUGGUCUACCUGGUUCAUUUUAACCCAAAAACCUCCCAACAGAUGAGUAAUCCAGCCCCUGAAACCGACAAAAGUCCCUCACAGUCUGGUGGAAGUGGUAGUAACAUCACCAUCGUCAGCCAAGUAGAGCCUCGCUACAGCUUCCUGAGCCAGCUUAGUAAAUCUAAGGAAUUCAAAUUUGAAGGUGGCGCUAUACAGUGGGCCCGCUAUAGAAACAACCCAAAAGAAUAUACAAACGAUAACGAGAAGGAGUUUGGCAUCAGUAUUAACAGUCAUGAGUCCAAAACGACUGUCGGCACACUGAGGAUUGUCAGCCAAGGAUUGAGAGCACCACACUGGCACUUUAAUGCCAACGAGCAUGGAUUCCUGAUACAGGGCAAGGCAUGGAUUGGGGUUGUCGAUGAUGGGAACACAGUCACCACCUUCAAUGUCACAGCUGGCCAGGUCAUCUUCUUCCCAAAGAACACCUUACAUUGGGUGAAAAACGUUGGAGAUGAAGAUUGCCUCUUCCUUCUCUUCUUUAGCACCCAUGAUGAGCUGAAAACCCUUGAUGUGGACGAUGCUUUCUUUCUGACACCAGAGGACAUUGCUUCCCGAUCUCUAAAGCCAUCUGGUGGAGUGGAGUUCAUCAGAACAUUUAAGAAACCAAAGGAAGAUCAAGCAAUAAACCUCCCAGAAGAUCUGGUGGAACUCAUCCAAAAAGCUGACUAUGUUCAGUCCAGUGACUCUGACGUCUGGAAGUACUUUUAUGACCUAAAAGGAUCCAAGCAAUACAAAUUCCCCGGAGGAAUUAUUCAGUGGGCUCGUUACCGCAGGAAUGGAAAUGGCUUAAACGCUUCUGAGAAAAUCUACAGCGAAUCUGUCAAUAAGCACUCUGACACACUCACUCUGGCGACAUUAAACAUUACCACCAAUGGACUAAGACAACCACAUUUCCACUUCAAUGCUCAUGAAAUGGGAUAUGUUAUCAGCGGCUGCGGUCAGAUUGGGAUAAUUGGAGAAAAGCCGGUUCCAGACUUCAGCGUUGGUAUAGGAGAUGUGUUUUUCUUUCCAAUCGGGACUCAACAUUAUAUCAAGAGCAUCUGUGAUGAGGACCUUUUCAUGAUUCUGGCCUUCAGUACUGGAAACCAGCUGGAGACACUCGACAUGGAUGACUAUUUUCAUGCAACAGCAGAUCAUGUCCUGGCCCAGCUCUUCCUUAAGAAACAGAAUGAAUUUAAGAAGAUUCCAAAGUUUGAUGAGGACCAAGCCAUCAAUGUACCAUAAAAGACAUGACAAAUCACAUGCUUACACUGUAUCAGUGCACAGAGGGGCAAUCACUGGCACAAGCUGACUUCGAGGACUCUGUUGAACAUGGAGCAUAAGUACUGUACCAGUGUCUUGUGAUAUGACCAGUGGCACAUUGAGCCAAGAACUUUGUGAAAGAAGAAGUUGAACAUUCCGCAGUGUCAGCCGAAGAUUUAGAAGAGUACCCCUCAUAGACACCUCAGUGUGACUUGCAGAGGUCCUCAAAUCCAAUCAUUCAACCUUGUCACUUUAUUUUUUUAUUUAAAAUGUAUUUAUGCUGUA
Molecule: messenger RNA, 1799 nt
Organism: Rana temporaria (common frog)
Lineage: Eukaryota; Metazoa; Chordata; Amphibia; Anura; Ranidae
Exons: 9
Coding region: 42-1496 (484 amino acids)
Biological process (GO): activation of protein kinase B activity
Cellular component (GO): Golgi apparatus; plasma membrane
Source: RefSeq, a predicted model, not a curated record